UGUCUCUUCUUUAUCAGUGACAUUUCGAAAAAAAAUUUUUGGUUCACCUUUUCUGUCAACAUUUCCAAAUCUCUGUUAAUUUGUAAAAAAAAAAUUCUUCUUUUCUGGCAAAAUUUUUCAAAAUACCACUUUUCUAAAAAUUAUUCUAUAUUUUCAAGAAAAAUUCGAAUUUAUUUAAAAAUGCGUGAAAUUGUUCACAUACAAACUGGCCAGUGUGGCAAUCAAAUAGGUGCAAAGUUCUGGGAGGUAAUAUCCGACGAGCAUGGAGUUGACGCAAACGGUAUCUAUUGCGGUGAGACUGAUCUUCAACUCGAGAGAAUCAAUGUCUACUAUAAUGAGGCAUCUGAUAAUUUAUAUGUUCCACGAUCAAUUUUAGUUGAUCUCGAACCAGGAACAAUGGAUUCCGUUCGUUCAGGUCCAUUUGGACAAAUAUUUCGGCCCGACAAUUUUAUUUUUGGACAUUCGGGUGCUGGUAAUAAUUGGGCAAAGGGACACUACACCGAGGGCGCUGAACUUGUUGAUUCUGUACUCGAUAUUGUCAGAAAGGAAGCUGAAAAUUGUGAUUGUCUUCAAGGUUUUCAAAUGACCCAUUCGCUUGGUGGUGGCACUGGUUCGGGAUUGGGAACACUUCUUAUAUCAAGAAUUCGUGCUGAAUAUCCCGAUAGAAUAAUGAAUAGCUAUCCUGUUGUUCCAUCGCCAAAAGUAUCUGACACUGUUGUUGAACCCUACAAUGCAAUACUAUCAGUUCAUCAUCUUAUUGAAAAUACCGAUGAAACAUAUUGCAUUGACAAUGAAGCACUUUAUGACAUUUGUUUUCGUACUUUAAAACUUCCCACACCAACUUACGGCGAUUUAAAUCAUCUUGUUUCAUUGACAAUGUCAGGAAUUACCACUUGUCUCAGAUUUCCUGGACAAUUGAAUGCUGAUCUUCGAAAACUUGCUGUGAAUAUGGUUCCAUUUCCAAGAUUACAUUUUUUUGUACCAGGAUUUGCGCCACUAACAGCGCGUGGAAGUCAAAAUUAUCGUGCCCUAACUGUUGCGGAAUUAACACAACAGAUGUUUGAUUCAAAAAAUAUGAUGGCGGCUUGUGAUGCAAGACAUGGACGUUAUUUAACGGUUGCCACUGUUUUUCGUGGUAAAAUGUCAAUGAAGGAUGUUGAUCAACAAAUGUUGAAUAUACAAAAUAAAAAUAGUUCAUUUUUUGUUGAAUGGAUACCAAAUAAUGUGAAAACAGCUGUUUGUGAUAUUCCACCAAAAGGAUUGACAAUGUCAUCAACAUUUAUUGGCAAUACAACGGCAAUUCAGGAAUUAUUCAAAAGAAUUUCCGAACAAUUUUCCGCUAUGUUUCGAAGAAAAGCAUUUCUUCAUUGGUAUACAGGUGAGGGAAUGGAUGAAUUGGAAUUCACCGAAGCCGAGUCAAAUGUAAAUGAUCUUAUUGCUGAAUAUCAACAAUAUCAGGAAGCAAGUAUUGAUGAUGAUGAAUUUGAUGAAGAACAAAGUGAAGAAAAUUAAAUUAAUUUGUUGUUUUUUCAAUUGCGGUAAAUUAGAAGAAAAAAAAUUUUAACGCUGAGUUGAAAAUAAAUUUUAUUAGAAAUUAAAAUUCCUAUACACAAAAUAUUUGACAAUAACAAUAUAUAUAUAUUUAUUAUAAACAAUAUAAUGAUAAAUUUUUCAUGA
Leptopilina boulardi is the source of this 1677-nucleotide messenger RNA. RefSeq names its product tubulin beta chain-like. The record is from RefSeq and is a predicted model, not a curated record. Gene Ontology annotation, biological process: mitotic cell cycle; microtubule cytoskeleton organization. Lineage: Eukaryota; Metazoa; Arthropoda; Insecta; Hymenoptera; Figitidae. The transcript has 2 exons. Gene Ontology annotation, molecular function: GTP binding; structural constituent of cytoskeleton; GTPase activity. Gene Ontology annotation, cellular component: cytoplasm; microtubule. Bases 181 to 1512 code for a protein of 443 amino acids.